Molecule: messenger RNA, 1379 nt
Organism: Delphinapterus leucas (beluga whale)
Lineage: Eukaryota; Metazoa; Chordata; Mammalia; Artiodactyla; Monodontidae
Source: RefSeq, a predicted model, not a curated record
CAGGCUCGGGCUCUGGGCACUGCUCGGUUGCAGCUGGUAGAGUUCUCAGCCUUUGUGGAACCUCCGGAUGCAGCUGACUCUUACCAGAGGCACCUGUUUGUACAUAUCAGCCAGCACUGCCCCAGCCCCGGAGCGCCCCCCCUCGAGAGUGUGGACGUCCGGCAGAUCUAUGACAAAUUCCCUGAGAAAAAGGGUGGUCUGCGGGAGCUGUAUGAUCGUGGGCCCCCCCACGCCUUCUUCCUGGUCAAGUUCUGGGCGGACCUGAAUUGGGGCCCGAGUGGCGAGGAGGUGGGGGCCGGCGGUAGCAGUGGUGGCUUCUAUGGAGUGAGCAGCCAGUACGAGAGCCUGGAGCACAUGACCCUCACCUGUUCCUCCAAGGUCUGCUCCUUUGGCAAGCAGGUGGUGGAGAAGGUGGAGACGGAGCGUGCCCAGCUGGAGGACGGGAGGUUCGUGUACCGCCUACUGCGCUCACCCAUGUGUGAGUACCUGGUGAAUUUUCUGCACAAGCUGCGGCAGCUGCCCGAGCGCUAUAUGAUGAACAGUGUCCUGGAGAACUUCACCAUCCUCCAGGUGGUGACAAACAGAGACACCCAGGAACUGCUGCUCUGCACCGCCUAUGUCUUCGAGGUCUCCACCAGUGAGCGGGGGGCCCAGCACCACAUUUACCGCCUGGUCAGGGACUGAAGGGGAACCCCAGAAGUGGCUCACCCCCGGAAUACCCUUCUCCCAGGAAGGACCUCCAGCUUUCCUCACGUUUCUUACUUGGCAGGGGGGCGUGGGGGUGGGUGGGCUGCUCCCUCUUAGGACCUUAAAAGCUCAGUGGUGAGUUGAAUGGGCUGGGACUGAGGGGAAAGGAUGGAUCCUGAUAUUGGGACCUCACAGGGGUGUCUGAAAGGACAGAUCACUCCAGAGCAUUUGACACUGGGGACAGGAGUGAGACAACCGGUGGGACAGCACUGGUUUCUGUCUCUGACAGGCAUCCUCCCCCUUCUCUGUUUUGGAGGUCUUGGAGGGCCCCAGUUACACAUUGGCUUGUCCCUCUCUGUUUUUCAGCAACCCCCUUCUUCCCAAUCUGCCUCUCUUUACCAGCCCCAUCCCAGGACCCUGAUAUUGAAUUUUGAAGGUUAACCCUUUCUGUGCAGGAGUAGAGCCAGGUGGGCCCUGGAAAUAUUUUUUUUUUUUUAAUAUAACAAGAGAUAUUUAUAAGUGGGUGUUAGGGUCGUGACUUUUUCUCAGCUGGGCAAGCAGUGGGGUGAGGCUUUUAAAUCUCAUGUCCUCUUCUAAAUGGGCCGUGGGGCUAGACUGUGUUGCCUCCUUCUCCUCCCCUCCCCCCAAAGUGUGUUGGUUUGUGCUUUGACAGAGGAUAAAGCUAUUUUACC